AUGGCAGUCUGUGGAAGCCUUCAACACAUCUUCCAACAGCCAAUGCCGGAAAGUCCAAGACUGCUCGAUUCCUUCUCACCAUGGAACCAGAUUAAAGCCAUGAAACCCAUUGAAGACUCUUCUUUUACAGAUAUCUUUGAGGGUCUUGGAUUUGAAAGCUCUGAUGAUUUAGAGGACUUGAAGAAUGAAAUGAACAUAGAUUGGCCACACUACGAAGAGAAAACGUGUAAUAGAAGGCAUUCACUGCCUGAAAAUAUAUGCAGAGAUUCUAAGAGAUCAAGGACAAGUGGAAGGGCAUUUCCUCCACCCAUAUCUUGUAUAGGCAGAAGUGGUUGGCCUUGGGUGUGCUUUAAAUCUUAUCGGCACGAUGGCAGGUUUAUUCUUAAGGAGAUUAGGAUUCGAACACAAGAUUUCCUGCAUGCAUCUCGAGAAGAUGGGAGGUUGAAGCUUCACUUUAUUCAAUCAGAUGAUGAAACUCUUGAGGAAGCUGAGGAGGAGGAAGAAGAAGUAGAUGAAGAAGAUGAUCAAAUUCUUGAGAAGACAGGCGUUUGA
Molecule: messenger RNA, 552 nt
Organism: Ilex paraguariensis (yerba mate)
Lineage: Eukaryota; Viridiplantae; Streptophyta; Magnoliopsida; Aquifoliales; Aquifoliaceae
Source: the annotation of a GenBank genome assembly